This is a messenger RNA of Anopheles aquasalis, 771 nucleotides long. RefSeq names its product cuticle protein 7. Gene Ontology annotation, cellular component: extracellular matrix. The record is from RefSeq and is a predicted model, not a curated record. NCBI's taxonomy places the organism in Eukaryota, Metazoa, Arthropoda, Insecta, Diptera, Culicidae.
AAAGAGGUGUGUUAGGCAACUUAAGUCAUCAGUUCAGUUUGGAUCUUCAGCACAGGAGCACUUGUGCCAAAGUUAAGAAUGGCAUUCCAAUUUGUUAGCUUUUUCGCUAUUCUGGCAGUAGCGGCCGCCGGAGUCAUUCCGAUCGAGCAAUCGUAUCAGCCGGCAGCUUAUGCUACCCACCUGUCCCAACCAACGCUUAUCAAGACCGUGGCUCAACCAGCUACCAUCGUGAAAACCGUAGCUCAGCCGACUUAUGUCAAAGCCCUUGCGCAGCCAACGAUUGUCAAGCAUAUCGAUGAAGAUCAUGAUGCCCAGUACGACUUCUCCUACGGAGUACAUGAUGAUCACACCGGAGAUAUUAAGCAGCAACACGAGACGCGCCAUGGUGAUCAGGUGCAUGGUCAGUACAGCUUGAUCGACUCGGAUGGACACAAGCGCACCGUCGAGUAUACCGCCGAUGAUCACAAUGGUUUCAACGCCGUUGUUCACCGUGAGCCGACCGACAUCAAGAUUCCCCAGCCAGCAGUACACAAGAUCAUUGCGCAGCCUGCAAUCACCAAAGUAAUUGCUCAGCCAACCAAAAUUGUUGCCGCACAGCCAGCAUACAUUGCUAACUACCAUCAACCAGCUCCUGCUGUGAUCAAAACAGUUGGUCUAUCGCAUUACUGAAAUGGAACGAUCACACAUCAACGCUGAAUAAGACUUCCAUCGAUUGAGUGCACUUUCUCAUUUCCCAUUCUAUUUUCCACACUCUGUCGCAUUCUUUUUUAA